This is a messenger RNA of Diorhabda carinulata, 697 nucleotides long. RefSeq names its product laminin subunit alpha-2-like. The transcript is spliced from 2 exons. Bases 172 to 651 code for a protein of 159 amino acids. The record is from RefSeq and is a predicted model, not a curated record. Lineage: Eukaryota; Metazoa; Arthropoda; Insecta; Coleoptera; Chrysomelidae.
UCAAUGUUGACUUAUAUCAAAGUAAUCCCCUGAGUAUUUUUAUAAAAAAAAAUAAUUUUUCUCAAUAAUAAACGGAAAAAUAAAAACAAGACCGAAACAAGUAUAAAUACACGACAAUUUAAUAAUCUUUCGUACAUUCCACUUCACGUCAAGCGACUAGCAACAUCUAAAAUGAAAUACAUUUACAUUUAUUUAAUCGUGUGCGUAGUUGCCAACGCUUACAAUUCCGCCGCAGAAGAAGUUUUGCUUUCUAAUACCAACAAAAUUUGCGCGUGUAAAAACAACUUGAACGAUAUCCUCAAACAAAUCGCCACCGAAUAUUCUAACCUCGAAGAACUCAGCGAUGAAUUGGACGAUCUAGAAUCGAAACUGAAAGAUCUUGUAAACAAAGUUGAUAAUCAAGGUGAUCAGUUGAGCGAUAUCGAGAAACAUUUAGCGAUCGUGGACGUUCUACAGAAAGCCGUUCUCCAAGCACUCAACGAUCAAUCAUCUGUAUUCGAUUCUAUCACCGAAAAUGUCAAAAAUCUCGACAAAAACAUCAACGAAGUGCGUGACAACGCCAACGAACAAGCCAACGCCGUGGAAGAUCUGAGCACCAGCGCUUGGAAAAUGUACGAUUGUAACAACGAAGAUUUAUGUAAAGCGAGUUAGGUUUUAUUGAAAAUGAUAUAUCUAGAAUAAAGAUUUUUUGAAUCUA